Molecule: messenger RNA, 1173 nt
Organism: Oldenlandia corymbosa var. corymbosa
Lineage: Eukaryota; Viridiplantae; Streptophyta; Magnoliopsida; Gentianales; Rubiaceae
Source: the annotation of a GenBank genome assembly
AUUAUAAUCAUUUAUAAAUUUGUACCUGAAUCAAUUAUAGAUUCAUAAAUCAAAUACAGUACUAGAUCCAUUACAUGAAAAAUAAUAAAAAAAAAAAAAUCAAAUCUCAAGCAAUACCUCCAUUUUUUUCCAUUAGGCUUUCACAUGUGACUACUUACGGUGGGACUGAUAAAAAGGCUUCACUUUUGACGUGAAAAAUACUUCACUUUUGACGUUUUUUUCCAUUUAUAUCUUCAUCGAAAAAAGAUUUUGACAGUGAAUCACAGGCUCUGUUGCCUGCAGAACUCAGAGCCAUGACAUCAUGAAGUUGAUUUGAAUUACCAAACUCAGUCUCAUCAUUCAUCUGCUGGCUAAUAAACCAAAUUUCAUUUGGUCAAAAAGUUUUGUCCGUUGUACAUCAUUCAAACUUUAAUUCUGUGAAAAAUGCAUUUAAAACCCAGAUGAAUAGUAGUAUUAGAAUUGGUUGAGACCAUUUAUUGAUAGAGUUUGUGACUUGUGAAGAAGGGAUUUUUUUUUUUUUGGCCAUAGUUUCUGUUGAAGUUUCCUUUUUUUCCCUUUUUCUGAGUGAAAAUGGCUGCACCUGGAGAUGAAAAUGGAGAAGGGAUAGAGGAAGUCAAAUUUCCUGCCUUUAUGAAGAUUAAGGUUAAAAGUCAGGAUGGGAAAGAAACUUUCUUCAAGAUUAACCGUGACACUCCCAUGAAGAAACUGUUGCAAAGUUACUGCCGGAAGUUUCGUCUUAGUUAUCAAGCUACCCAGUUUUACCUUGAAGGACAGCGCUUCAUUCAUGCUAAAACUCCAAUUGAGCUUGGAUUGGAGGAGAAUGAAGUUGAGAUUGAAGCCAUGGCUGAUCAACUUGGAGGUGGUGGUGGAGAAUGAAAACCAGCUUCAUGAAAGGAUCCAAUUGUCCUUAAUCAAGUGGUGCAAUUCAUAAUCUGGGAUUAUUAGUUUAGGUUUGCAAGAAGUUUGUUCUUAGGUAGAAUGAUGUAACUUUGGAGUUAGAACUGUCUUUGUAGAAUCGAAUCAUUAGUAGAUUACUGCUACUUAAAGUACUAUGCUUUCAUUCAACUCACCUGUUCUUAGUACUAACUUUUAGUAUUUAUCUUGCUUAGAUUAUAAUCCUACAUCUGAAAAGGAAACAAGCUUAUUAGCAUCCCCAGACAACUUCAAUUAAUC